ACGGCAGCACCAGCAGCUAACAGUAGUACAUUCACGUUACAACAGCUAGCUGGCGUACAAUCACUAGUUAGACGUUAACUUACUGUUUGGCUAUCUUUAACGGAAGUUUUCCCGUAAAUGAACUGUUCUGACAUCGCCUGGUGUUGAAGAAGUUUAAUAAACAUGAGUGACCAGGGGGACAUUUGUCCCCACCUGAAUUCCAUAGGGGAGGUAACCAAGGAGGAGCUUUUGCAGAAAUCCAAGGGAUCCUGCCAGUCAUGUGGAGUGGGAGGUCCCAACCUCUGGGCCUGUCUGCAGAGCGAGUGUCAAUAUGUUGGCUGUGGAGAAACCUUUUCAGACCAUAGCACCCUACAUGCACAGGCAAAUAAACACAACCUGACGGUGAACCUGACCACUUUCAGGAUCUGGUGCUAUGUGUGUGAGAGGGAGGUGUUUCUGGAGCAGAGGCCUGCAGUUGUACCUGCUAUGUCUGCCACACACACUCCCCACCACUGUAAAGCUAAGGAACACCAGGUACGCCAUCGCACAAAGGAUGCAGUUCAUCAACCAGUGAGUCACCACCACCCGUUGAAAGCAGUGCCUAUCGCGGUAGCCGAAGAAGAGUGGUCAGAGUCAGAGGAGGAUGUGCUCAAACCCAGAGGUUUGACCGGGAUGAAGAAUAUUGGUAACUCCUGUUACAUGAACGCAGCGCUUCAAGCCCUGUCCAACUGUCCUCCUCUCACUCAGUUCUUCCUGGACUGCAGUGGACUGGUGCGGACUGACAAAAAGCCUGCACUGUGCAAAAGCUACCAGAAACUCAUCUCUGAGCUCUGGCACAAGAAACGGCCCAGUUACGUAGUCCCCACCAGCCUGUCCCAGGGCAUCAAGCUGGUCAACCCCAUGUUCCGUGGCUACGCCCAGCAGGUAGGGGCAAGCUCCCAGCAGGACACCCAGGAGUUCCUGCGCUGUCUGAUGGACCAGCUCCACGAGGAGCUCAAAGAGCCACAGGUAGAGUGUGGUGGGGGAGGGGAGGGGGAUGAGAGGAGGGAUGGGGGCGACCGCUCCCCCUCUGAGGACGAGUUCCUCUCCUGCGACUCAGGCGCCAGCAGCGACCGGGGGGAGGGAGGGGGACUGGGGGAGCCCGAGCUGCUCAUUCAGGACGAGUGUGGGGUGGGGCCGAGAGUUGGAAGAGGGGGGACAGGCACGGGCGGAGGGAUUGGCACAGGGGGGCCCAUCUCAGAGAAAGAGAGGCUGAAGGAGAAAAGGGUGUUGGGCUCGCCCCUCCACAGGGGCUCCCAGGAGAUGGACGAGGACGCUGAUGUGGAUACGACAGUGGCCGAAGAGGGUGGUCUGGAGAGGGGAGCGGAGGAGGAGGAGGGGACCCCCCCUAGCCCUAGGCCACAGGGUCCGAGUCAGACACAGGGGCAGACGCAGAGCAACAGCACUCCAGAGCCAGACAAUGAGGCAUCGAUGCAGAAGCGCCCCCAGUCUCGCCCCUGCAGCCCCGUCCGUACUGUCCAGGAACUGCACCCUAAACUCUCCCCCAGCCCCACUCGCUCCAGCCCCUUCCGCUCUGCAGGGCCCGAAUACUCUUUUAAGAAAGCCCAGCUGUUCCUGGGUGCCAAGAAGCAGAAGCAGUCUCACUACCGCAGCGUCAUCUCAGACAUCUUCGACGGCUCAAUCCUCAGCCUGGUCCAGUGUCUGACUUGUGACAGGGUGUCGACCACAGUGGAGACCUUCCAGGACCUGUCCCUGCCCAUCCCAGGUAAGGAGGACCUGGCCAAGCUACACUCCUCCAUCCACCAGAACCUCCCAGCCAAGACCGGGGUAUCUCUGGACGUCUACGGCUCCCAGGGCUGGAUCACCUACAUCAUGGGCUCCAUACGCAGGUUUGUGGUGUCCUGUAUCCCCAGCUGGUUUUGGGGUCCUAUGGUCACACUGGAGGAUUGCCUCGCCGCCUUCUUCGCCGCUGAUGAGCUCAAAGGGGACAACAUGUACAGCUGUGAAAGGUGUAAAAAAUUGAGAAAUGGUGUAAAAUAUUGCAAAGUACUUCGGCUACCUGAGAUCCUGUGCAUCCACCUGAAACGUUUUCGCCACGAGGUGAUGUACUCCUUCAAGAUCAACAGCCACGUGGCCUUCCCAUUGGAGGGCCUCGAACUCCGACCAUUCCUGGCCAAGGACAGCCCUUCUCAGAUCACCACCUAUGACCUGCUGUCCGUUAUCUGUCACCAUGGCACCGCAGGCAGUGGUCACUACAUAGCGUACUGUCAGAACGUGCUCAACAGUCAAUGGUACGAGUUUGAUGACCAGUAUGUAACGGAGGUCCAUGAGACUGUGGUGCAGAAUGCUGAGGCCUAUGUGCUCUUCUACAGGAAGAGCAGUGAGGAGUCGGUGAGGGAGAGGCAGAAGGUGGUGGAUUUAGCUAGCAUGAAGGAGCCAAGCCUGCUGCAGUUCUACAUCUCCAGAGAGUGGCUGAACAAGUUCAACACUUUCACUGAGCCAGGGCCCAUCAGCAACCACACCUUCCUCUGCCAGCACGGAGGGAUCCCGCCCAAUAAGUACCACUACAUUGACGACCUGGUGGUGAUCCUGCCCCAGAACGUGUGGGAGUACCUGUACAACAGUUUUGGAGGAGGUCCAGCAGUGAACCACUUGUACGUGUGUGCCAUCUGCCAGGUGGAGUUAGAGGCUUUGGCCAAACGCAGGAAGGUGGAAAUAGACACCUUUAUCAGGUUGAAUAAAGAGUUCCAAGCGGAGGAGGCUCCUACAGUCAUCCUGUGUAUCAGUAUGCAGUGGUUCAGAGAGUGGGAGAGCUUUGUCAAGGGCAAAGACAACGAGCCCCCUGGUCCUAUUGACAACAGUAAGAUCGGUGUCAUGAAAGGGGGACACGUACAGCUCAAGCAAGGGGCUGACUAUGGUCAGAUCUCAGAGGAGACGUGGCAGUAUCUCCUCUGCAUCUAUAGUGGAGGGCCUGAGAUUGCAGUGAGACAGACUGUGCCGGCCACCAACACAGACAGCCUGCAUGGAGAGAGGAAGAUCGAGGCAGAGACCAGGGCACUCUGAGAAAUGGCUCGUCUCUGUUCGACAACCCGAGCUAAAACAUUCACUGACCUGAGGACCUCACACCGAGGACAACCCUUGCAUGACCAAAGACUGACCAAGACCACGUUUUCGGAUUGAAAACACUAGUUGGAGCCAGAGUAAACCGUACUGCAGAUGAACCAUAUCCUGGAUUAAGGGGAGAGGGGGACAAAUAUCGAACACUUGUUCCAUCACUCUCCCUCCCUACUGGCACUAGAGAAAGACUUUACAGAACAGACUAAUAUCUGAUGUAAAUAUUGACAUUGUGUUGGACGCCUGUCCUCAUCUGAAUUGCACUAAGAGAAAGAGAAGGGAAGGUUAUGGGAGCUCGUCCAUAACCCUUUGAACUGGCGGUGACCUCAGAGAUGCCCUAGGGGCUGGGUUCGAUGUGAGGCAGCUGUCUGCUGCGGUCGACGUACAACCCACGUCUGACUUCUCUUUUUUUUAUUACUCCCUCUGUUUUCUUCUCUUGUUGUAGCUACACACCUCUUUCUCUCUCUAGGCCUGGGGCAAGGGUUCAAAUAGUUCUCCUGUAAAUGCAUUCCGAUGGAAGACACACACACUCGCUCACUCACUGGAGGUCUGAGUCAGACUGCGCCACUGAGAGAGAGUUGUGUGUGUCAGUGAGUCUGUCAUGUCUGUUUCACUUACUUACCUGUCACAUCUGUCCACCCGUCUGUCUGUCCGUGUGAAUAAGUGUGAGUGAUAUCGUAACGGUUCGCGGUGUCUGUCUGUGGGAAUCAGUGACUUCAUGUGACAAAGCGUGUGUGUGUGCGUGUCUAUCAGCAUUCAACGAUACGAGCCAAUUCCACUCUGUGUGUAUCGCUCUCCAUAAACCCACAAUGGGCUGUGCCAUGUGCUCACAGUUGAUUGAUGUGUGGAGUCUGUCGGUGAGGAGAACCAGCCGAAGGGCCAUGGAACUGACUGCCCUUCCCGAGGCUCUCCAGGGGGGCUACCACAGAGUCACUGGCCUCCACUACAUGUCCUCCUUCUCCGAUGCAGAGGACUGCUGCGAUGACAACAACAGUCACAACAGCACCACCGGCAGCUCCUUCACUAUGGACUGGCAAGAGACAGAUGACUGACACUGGGGUGACAAGUAGCCUAAGCAGUGUUUCCCAACUCCAGUCCUCGGGGACUUGUCAACUAAUCAUCAAAUAAAAUAAUAUUUUAUUAGUCACAUGCACAAGAUAUAACAGGUGUAGCCCUUACAGUAAAACGCUUACUUACGACCCCCUAACCAACAGUGCAGUUUCAAAAAAGACGGAUAAGAAUAAGAGAUGAAAGCAACAAGUAAUUAAAGAGCAGCAGUAAAAAAUUAAAUAACAAUAUAUACAAGGGCGUGCCGCUACAGAGUCAAUGUACCAGUUAGUUGAGAUAGUAUGUACAGUUGAAGUCGGAAGUUUACAUACACUUAGGUUGGAGUCAUUAAUACUAGUUUUUCUACCACUCCACAAAUUUCUUGUUAACAAACUAUAGUUUCGGCAAGUCUGUUAGGACAGCUACUUUGUGCAUGACACAAGUCAUUUUUCCAACAAUUGUUUACAGACAGAUUAUUUCACUUAUAAUUCACUGUAUCGCAAUUCCAGUGGGUCAGAAGUUCACGUACACUAAGUUGACUGUGCCUUUAAACAGCUUGGAAAAUUCCAGAAAAUGAUGUCAUGGCUUUAGAAGCUUCUGAUAGGCCAAUAGA
Molecule: messenger RNA, 4753 nt
Organism: Oncorhynchus nerka (sockeye salmon)
Lineage: Eukaryota; Metazoa; Chordata; Actinopteri; Salmoniformes; Salmonidae
Product: ubiquitin carboxyl-terminal hydrolase 20-like
Exons: 25
Coding region: 163-3042 (959 amino acids)
Biological process (GO): protein deubiquitination
Cellular component (GO): cytoplasm
Molecular function (GO): zinc ion binding; cysteine-type deubiquitinase activity
Source: RefSeq, a predicted model, not a curated record